AUGGAACCGAACCUGCGCCGGAGAGGCGGAAGGACCCGGGUUCUGACCUCGGCUCCGCCGCUUGCCUGCUCCUCGACGGGCCGACGGGAAGCGGCCUGGGCCCGAGCAACAGUGGCGGGGGCGGCGGCCCGGGGGCUGCUGGGAAGAUGGCGGACCCCGCCGGCCCCAAACGGCUCCCUGGCAGCAGCGGCGGCGGCGGCGGCAGCGGCCUCCUCCUCCUCCUCCUCCUCUUCCCGGGUGCCCAGUGCCAUGCUCCGCGCCCUGCUCCGCGCCCGCCACGCCCCAGCCGGACUCCCCGUCCCGCUGCCCCCGGGGGCCCGGCCCUGCCACGGGGCGGCCGGUGAGCGCGGGGAGGCCGGUGAGCACAGGGCGGCCGGUGAGCGCGGGGCGGCCGGCUCGGACUGGACCCCGCGGAGGCUGCCGGAGCGGGCCGGGGGGCCCGGGGAGCCGCCGUGUCGGCCGGGCCAGAGCCCCGCCGAGGCGGGCGCGUGGCAUCACCCCGUGGUCCCUCGGCAGCUCGGCCGGCCACCCGUGGCGGAGCGGCGGCCCAUGCGGGACCUGAGCCGGCUCGUCGCCCGCCGCCACCGCCGCCGCCCCUCCUUCGACACCUCCGCCGUCCGCGCCUGCCUGCCCGUCGACGCCUCUCUAGGUUUCCCUGAGGACAGAGCCCCGGUCCAGGCGCUGGAGCAGGAGCCUGGACGCCGGAUCUCCCGGGAGCAGCCCGCGCCCGGGACGCAGGGGCCGGCGGCGCUCCCAGCCGGGCACCGGGGCCUGGAGGCUGCCCUCAGUUGGCGCCGCUUCCUGCGGUACCCCCCGCAGCAGCUGCUGCGCAGCAUCGCAGAGGUGGGCCCGGAAGGACUGACCCCCCACGGCAUGGUGCUACUUGCCCAACACCUGGCCCGGCACCGGCUCCGGGAGCCCCGCCUCCUCGAUGCCAUCGCCCACUUCCUCGUGGCCCAGGCGGCCCAGCUGGACGGCAAGGUGGUUCAGAAGCUGCUGCUGCCCUUCGGGCGGCUGAAUUACCUGCCUCGGCACGAGCUGUUCGUGCCCUGCCUGGAACGGCUCCUGGCCCGGGAGGCGGGCGCCGCCCCCCUCGCCACCGUCAACAUCUUGAUGUCGCUGUGCCAGCUGCGCUGCCUGCCCCUGCCCACCCUGCACCUCGUCUUCUCCCCGACCUUCAUCCGCAAUGUCAUCGGCAGCCCCCACGCCCUCAUCAUGCACCGCUACCUCUCCCUGCUGGACACGGCCGUGCAGCUGGAGCUCCCCGGGUACCAAGGCCCCCGCCUGCCCCCCCGGCACCGCGUGCCCAUCUUCCCCCAGCCCCUCACCGCUGACCACGCCCGCUGCAAAUACAGUCACAAGUGGUGGGUGGCGGAAGGCCUGCGGCAGCUCCUGGGUAAAGACAAUUACCGCCAGGAUCUGGUUGUGCCUCCAGGGUACUGUACAGGGCCGGGACCGUCCUCCGCGCCACCGGCCGGGACCUCACGCUGCCCUACCCCCCCCCCCCCCCCCCCCAAGACCAAGGAAUCCGUCCUCAGGGUAGCGCUGACGGUGCAGGAACGCUGGCACUUCUGUCGCGACGGGACCGUGCUGCUCGGCUCCCGGGCCCUGCGUGAGCGACACCUGCAGCUGCUGGGAUAUCAGCUUGUACCCCUGCCCUACCCGGAGCUGGAGGCCGUGCGGGGCCUCCCCCAGCUGAAACGCUACCUGAGCCGAAAGCUGCACGCCGCCGUGGGCCUGCGCCAGGGGCCGGCGGGGGGCUGAGGACCCUCCACGCCCCCCGCUCUGGGGCUGUUUGCACUUUGGUUCUGAUAAAAGCCACUUUCCGUCCCC
Molecule: messenger RNA, 1833 nt
Organism: Tachyglossus aculeatus (Australian echidna)
Lineage: Eukaryota; Metazoa; Chordata; Mammalia; Monotremata; Tachyglossidae
Gene: FASTK
Product: Fas activated serine/threonine kinase
Exons: 11
Coding region: 1-1764 (587 amino acids)
Biological process (GO): mitochondrial RNA processing; regulation of mitochondrial mRNA stability
Cellular component (GO): mitochondrial matrix; ribonucleoprotein granule
Molecular function (GO): RNA binding
Source: RefSeq, a predicted model, not a curated record